Molecule: messenger RNA, 1503 nt
Organism: Symbiodinium sp. CCMP2456
Lineage: Eukaryota; Dinophyceae; Suessiales; Symbiodiniaceae
Source: the annotation of a GenBank genome assembly
AUGCGAGCCAGCAGUCUUCCAACUAUGAUCCUCGCCCUGUGUAUCGCGCCCUACGUCGGAGACUUGUUCAACAAGCAGGUUGCCUUUAUUGACAUGGCCAGCAUCGACCAAACCGAUCCGGUGCAGAAGGAGCAAGGCAUCUCCAGCAUUGCAGGUUUCCUCAAGAAGUCCGACGAGCUGCAGGUUAUGUGGUCGGUCGACUAUCUUUCUCGUCUGUGGUGCGUGUUCGAGCUGGCUGCUUACCGCACAGCAAAUCCGUCAGGAAAAAUCACCUUGAUGCCUUUGUUCGUGGAGAAGACCUUCGCAGUUCUGAUUGUAGCCGUCUAUGGCUUUACUUCCGUGUGGGUACUGGCGGAGGCCAAGUUUAUACCUCUUGGCUCAGAGGUGUGGAUAUUCGGUGUUGCCUUCGUCCCAGUUGGCCUUUCUGUGCAUGCUCUCCGAAAGAGCUUCUUGUCGAAGCACCAGCUGCUGACAGCGCUGGCGAACUUCGAGCUUGAGAAUUCCACCUGCAGUUCUGAAUUCGACAGGCGUUUUAUCCUCCGCUGCAUCCGCCGAUGGUACGGCGGGCCAGAGCAAUUCGAAAGCUUUGUUCGCAAGGAGCUGCGGGAGGAGCUUCUCACACAAAUCAGACAAACCAGCUUCCGAUCCGGGUAUUACCUCGUUACCGUGGUGCCAUCUGUUUGCGCCGGCUUAGACAGCCUUGUGUGCCUCUGGAGAGGACAAGCUCCGACUGCAGCUCUGGUGACACACUUCGUCUGCUUGGUGCUGGCCUUCGACAUCUGUUGGAUAGUGAUCACCUUCAAGCUUGUGCUGCUGCUCUCAGAUGGCUCGGCGCAGCUCUGCUUGGGCCGCUUCCGCUUCUUGGAUUAUGCCAUCUCCUUGAUGAUCUUCGUGGCAAGCGGCAUGAUUUUUAUGAUCGGCCUCGUCGGGUCACGCCUGGCGCGGAAUACCUUGAGCGUUUCCACGGCUCUCGGUUGGCUGGCGCUUUCGUGCAUCCUCAUGGCUCUCACUUCUGAUUGCGUGUGGCGUCAGGUCCUUUUAGCCCUCCGAAGUGCUCGCUCUGGCCGAGAAACGCUCAGACGUUCAGCUACGGAGGCACAGCCGGUGCCUGUGGCCUCGGGCGUCCCGGUCACCAAGUCGGCCGCCUACCCACCGAGGCCAGUAGCUGCACCGCAGGUCUAUUACCGUCCCGGCACCGUCGCCGCCCCGGCCACCGUUACCUAUGCCGCACCUGCUGGGACGCUGGGGCAGCCAGCGGCGGUCCGUUCCGUGGUGACAAUGGCGCCCACGCCGGUGGCCACCUCCGUCACUUCGGCACCGCUCUCCGUCUCUACGCGCACGCUUGGCCAAGUUGGUGUGCCCCAGGUUGCCACGGCUCUUCCUCCAGGGGCACGGAUUAUCCGCACCUCCCAGCCGACAGUGGUGCCGGGCGCACAGGUCGUGCCGGCGUCUGCGACAAGGCCCAACACGGUGGGCGGGCCGGCCUACUCUCAAAGUGCGUAU